This is a messenger RNA of Linum tenue, 648 nucleotides long. The record is from the annotation of a GenBank genome assembly. Lineage: Eukaryota; Viridiplantae; Streptophyta; Magnoliopsida; Malpighiales; Linaceae.
AUGACUCCACCAAAGGAAACCACCAAGCCUCACCCAGAUUCCGACGAGUUCGAGUUCGGCCGCUUCCCGCCGGACUCACCCACCGGCCAGAGCACGGAUCAAUCCUCCUCACCGGCCGAUCACCUCUUCUCCAACGGCCGCCUCCUCCCUCAUUCCUUCCCACUACCAAUGCUGGUCCACAAUAACAAGAAGGAAUUUUUUCUUUCCCCGCCAUCUGAUCUCUCCCUCUUGUCCUCCAGAAGCAACAGUGUGAGCAGCAGCAGCAGCAGUGUCACUACUGCCAGGUCAUCAUUAUCCACGUCAUCGUCGUCGUCAUCAUCGGAUCACAACAGGAGACUGGUGUCAUCUUCGAAACUUGCCGGCCGGAAACAGAGUACUAUUACAAGUACUCCGGUGGCGAGCAAAGUGGUGAUGGCCCAGCUCUACGGCGAUUCGUCCCAGAGGUGGCAGCAUCUUGUGCCACCGUUGAGGAGCCGCAGCGGUAGGGUGGUGGGGAAAGGAGGAAAAUCCCCGCCGGCGAGGAAGAAGAAGCAGCCGGCUGGCAGCAGUGGUGGCGGUGGUGAUGGGUUCUGCCGGAAACUUCUGCGGUGGUUGUUGGUGGCGUGUAGAGAAUGCCAUGCUCUGGAACCUUCACCGUCACGUAGUUGA